This is a messenger RNA of Saccostrea echinata, 1731 nucleotides long. RefSeq names its product E3 ubiquitin-protein ligase parkin-like. Gene Ontology annotation, biological process: regulation of cellular response to oxidative stress; autophagy of mitochondrion; regulation of mitochondrion organization. The record is from RefSeq and is a predicted model, not a curated record. Bases 212 to 1468 code for a protein of 418 amino acids. The transcript has 11 exons. Gene Ontology annotation, molecular function: ubiquitin conjugating enzyme binding; zinc ion binding; ubiquitin protein ligase activity. NCBI's taxonomy places the organism in Eukaryota, Metazoa, Mollusca, Bivalvia, Ostreida, Ostreidae. Gene Ontology annotation, cellular component: endoplasmic reticulum; mitochondrion; cytoplasm.
AAAAUCGCUGUCCUUCGCUUCAAGCUUGACGAGUUUCAUCAACAAUGUAACAAAUCGAUUUUGUCUGAUUUACAUCUUUUUUUUGGGAGUUGGAAGACUUCUUAAUAUAUAAGAGACAAUAAUAUAAAAAGACUCUAGUCAUCAGUCAUGCAUUGUCACAAAAAUUGACGUUGUGUAAAAUGAAAGGAGAUAAAGCAAACCAAUUCUCUAGAUGGAAAAAAUAUUAGUAAAUAUAAAAUUUAACUCGUCGUCAUCGUGUCCAUUAGAAGUAAGCAGAGAGUCGUCAGUCAGAGAAAUAAAAAGUUGUAUAAGUAACAAGACAGGGAUUCCUAAAGCUGACCUUCGCCUGAUUUUGGCAGGAAAACUACUGCAGGAUGGUCAAUCUGUUAGUGAGCUAGGUCUUGGAAACCACACAACAUUACAUGCUUUUCAACAAAAACGGGCACCACUGCUAGAAGUUAGUACUGGCAUUGGCCUGAACCAGCUCAAUUCUCAGACUGCAGCUGUUUUGGCACACCCAUACCAGUUUUAUGUAUACUGUAAAAAAUGUAAUGCCCUUCAACCAGGAAAGUUAAGAGUAGUGUGUGGAAAAUGUCUCCAAGGCAAUAUUAUUCUCCAUCAGGAACCUGGUAGUUUUAAUGAUGUUCUUCAUCCAGGCCGAAUCCAGGGAGACUGUCAAAAUUGUGGAUCUCAACAGGAAGCAAAAUUUUACUUUAAAUGUACCAUAGAUCAUGGUGACCUUGAUGAACUACAAGGUCAGUGUGCCGUGCUGAGACACUUUAAACCCAACAGGCACCUCACAGAAUGCAUUACCUGCACUGAUGUCAGUCAUCCAGUUCUGGUUUUCCCAUGUGCUAAGAAACAUGUGAUGUGUCUAGACUGCUUUAUAUCAUACUGUGUCAUACAGCUGAAUGAGAGGAGAUUUGUAGAGGAUCCAGAUGCUGGAUACAGUAUUCCUUGUCCAGCUGGAUGUCCCAGCUCUUUGAUAAAAGAUGCUCAUCACUUUUGUGUACUUGGAUCUGAGCAGUAUGAGAGAUACAAAAACUUUGGAGCUGAGGAGUACCUCCUGCAAAGUGGGGGACUAAUGUGCCCUGCCCCUGGAUGUGGGGCAGGGUUUCUAAUUGAAGACUUGCACCACAAAGUCAUAUGUCCCACUUGUAAUUAUGAAUUCUGCAGGGAAUGUCGAGGUGCUUACCAUUCGGGGGAAGAGUGUAAUACACAACUCACUGAGGCAUCAGCAAACCUGGAGAUUGACGUAAACUUUGAGCAAGCUCUUAGAGCUCAAUAUGAGCUGGAAUCUAUGGAAACCAUUGAGAAAAUCUCCAAACCCUGUCCUCAGUGUAAAGCAAAGACAGAGAGAUCAGGGGGUUGUAUGCACAUGACGUGUACUGUGUGCAAGACUGAUUGGUGCUGGAUGUGUGAAAAAGAAUGGAACAGAGAUUGCCAAGGCAACCAUUGGUUUGGAUAAGUGUACAGAAAUAUAAGAAUAUAAGCCUAUAUGAUUUCCAGCUAGUCAGGGAAAAAAAAGAAUUAAUGACUGUAAUAACAGUUAAAGAAAUUUCAGAGAAUUUGUGAUUUAAUGUCCAGAUAAUGAAAAACAAAAUUAUAUACUUGAUGUGUGUGUGUGAUUUUGUACUGCUAAUCAAAUAUGAAUAUGUUAAAAUUGUGUGUUCUUAAAAGGUGGCAGGAACUUGUGUAUAUUUUUGAUUAAAGGCAUUUUGCAAAAUAUAA